Molecule: messenger RNA, 669 nt
Organism: Priceomyces carsonii
Lineage: Eukaryota; Fungi; Ascomycota; Pichiomycetes; Serinales; Debaryomycetaceae
Product: S-adenosylmethionine-dependent methyltransferase
Exons: 1
Coding region: 1-669 (222 amino acids)
Biological process (GO): methylation
Cellular component (GO): eRF1 methyltransferase complex
Molecular function (GO): protein methyltransferase activity; nucleic acid binding; S-adenosylmethionine-dependent methyltransferase activity
Source: RefSeq, a predicted model, not a curated record
AUGCUUCCUACACCUACUGUGAAGAAUAUAGACUACAAUAGAGUAUAUGAGCCUUCAGAAGAUACAUUUCUUCUACUCGAUUGCUUUGAAAAUGAAUCAGAUCAACUAAAAAGAGACAAUAAUGGAAAAGUACCUAUUGUUGUAGAGAUUGGAAUAGGGUCAGGAGUGAUCACAACUUUUGUAAAGCAGAAUAUCCUACCAAAUGCUGUUAUGAUCGCAACAGAUAUCAAUCUUCAUGCAUGUAAGACUGCUUUAGAAACUGCAAGUAUCAAUAAGCAAAGCUUUGAGGUAUGCCGUAUGAAUUUGACAAGGGGAAUCAAAAGCAAUAUUAUAGACAUUCUUAUAUUCAACCCACCUUAUGUUCCUUCCGAGUCACUUCCGAAACCGUCUAACUUGUCUGGAUCUGGUUCGUGGGAAGAUACUGAAUGGCUAGACCUGGCUUUGCUUGGUGGUGAAGAUGGAAUGGUGGUGACUUGGAAGCUUUUGAAUGACUUGAGUGAAAUUCUCACCCCAGGGAAUGGUGUUGCAUAUGUGUUGUUCUGCGCUAGAAACAACCCAGAAAGAGUUUCUUCCAUAAUGAGAUCCAGAGGGUGGAAGGUAGAUACUAUAAUUACCAGAAAAGCUGGCUGGGAAGUAUUAAGUGUACUCAAAUUUCAGCAAGUCGUAUGA